Mangifera indica (mango) is the source of this 1910-nucleotide messenger RNA. RefSeq lists its product as uncharacterized. Bases 79 to 1833 code for a protein of 584 amino acids. The record is from RefSeq and is a predicted model, not a curated record. The transcript is spliced from 5 exons. Gene Ontology annotation, molecular function: protein binding. Lineage: Eukaryota; Viridiplantae; Streptophyta; Magnoliopsida; Sapindales; Anacardiaceae.
CUGUGGCCUCUUCUUCAACACAGCCUGUGGCUUUUUCUUCACAGGAGAGCUCAAUUAUUAUCAUAUCUGAUCAGUCUGAUGGAGCACGUAAUAGACGUUAAAACAGCCUCUCCUUCAACUACAGAGACCCACUCUUUCUCAAGCAUACCUCUCUCCUCUCCAUCACCGCAGCUUAUGGAGGAUCUGACAAGGUACCGGCCACUGUAUAAAGCCAUACUUGAUGGCAACCUGGAAUGGAUAAGGGACUUCUGUGAGAAAAAUCCAGAAGCGGUGCAAGUUCGGAUCACGGUGAACUCGGACACAGCUCUUCACAUAGCUGUUGGGAAAGAGGCGAAUCAAAUCGUGGAGCUUCUAUUGUCUUUCAUGUCAACAGUUGAAGUGGCACUGAAAAAUAAUGAGGGCAACACGGCCCUUUCCAUUGCUGCAAUUGUUGGCAAUUUUCAAGCAGCUAAAAUGAUAAUAAGCAGACAUCCUGACUUGGCGGGAGUGGGAAAUAACUCUGGCAGGAUUCCGAUUAUUGAGGCUGCUCAACAUGGCCAAAAGAAGAUGAUUAAAUUUUUACAGCAAUUCACUCGACAUAUAUUUCAGUUUGAAGAAAAUGAGCAUGCUUUUUCCUUCUUGAAUUCGCUUGUAGUUGCCGGACUUUACGAUAUGGCACUAGACUUUGUUAAACAAUAUCCAAGUUUAGCUAUAAAGGAGUCAUCUGAUGGUGAAUCUCUUUUGAGUGCACUAGCAGGAAAGCCUUCUGCAUUUCCAAGUGGAAGAGAGCCACAUUUUUGGGAACGUCAUCUUUGUGGUUUUCCAAGCUGUACAGAAGGGACAGGAGAAACAAAAUGGACGAAUAACGUAGCCGUUAAACUUGUCAAACUCUUAUGCAUGGAAAUUACAAGAAUACUAGACCACGAAAGAAGUUGCUCCAUACUGAGACGGCCGUUCCUAUUAGCGGCGGAAUUAGGGGUCUGCGAAAUUGUGAAAGAGAUUAUGAUAUCAUUUCCUGAUGCAGUCUGGUUUAUAGAUGGUGACAAUCAUAAUGCACUUCAGCUGGCAGUCAUGAACAGGAAAGAGAAGGUAUUCAAUCUUAUAUAUCAAAUGAGUAGUCACAAACAUUUGUUGUUGAUGUCCCAUGAUAACGAUGGGAAUAAUAUCUUGCACUUGGCUGGGAAGUUAGCACCUGAAAAUCAGCUCGUUCUCAUCUCUGGUGCAGCUUUACAAAUGCAGCGUGAAUUACGGUGGUUUGAGGAAGUGAAGAAAAUUGUUCAGCCUGCCUACAGAGAGAAUAAAAACUCUAAAGGAGAAACACCAGCAAUGGUAUUUACUGAGGAACACAAGAUGCUUGUAAAGAAAGGUGAGGAAUGGAUGAAACAAGCAGCCACUGGAUGCUCAUUAGCAACAACACUCAUUGCCACAAUAGUAUUUGCCGCAGCAAUCAGUGUACCUGGUGGCGAUGGAGAAAAUGGAAAACCAAAGUUUUUCAAAGAGAAAAGCUUCACGAUAUUUGACAUCUCGGAUGCACUCUCUUUGCUCUCAUCUAUUGCUGCCAUGAUAGUGUUCUUGUCCAUCCUCAUUACUCGCUAUGCAGAAGAUGAUUUUCAUUAUGUCCUGCCCAACAGGUUGAUAUCAGGUCUUGUUUUGCUGUUUAUCUCUGUAACGUCAAUGAUGGUUGACUAUGGUGCCAUUGUUUAUCUGGUGUUUUAUGACAAGAGGGCUCACUGGAUACUUGUUUUACUCGGUGCAUCAGUUUGUGCACCUGUGUUUUUGUUUGUGUAUUCUCAACUUCCCCUCCUGGUAGAUUUGGUCUUUUAUACACAUGGCCCUGGAAUUUUCCUCAAGUGAUAGGCAUAAGAGAGUUGAAGUUAAUGGAAUAUUUUUAUGUAUUGAUCUUGGAAAAGAAAUUAGUCUCCUUUUUUGUG